UUUCAAUUACCUCACCUCUUAUCAAUUCUUUCACUUCUGGGCUGGUCUUUGCAGCAGCCUUUCUCUCUCUGCCUGAAUUUCGCCAGUUUCAGACACCAAGACAGCAUUUUUAAUUUUCCCGUGACAUGUCCAUGAUGAUGCCGACAGCAGCAAUGUCUCACCACACCAACGGCAAUUCAGUCGUCCGCCAUUACCCGACGCGCCUCCACCGUCUGAUCGAGGAGGAGGGGAUCGUUAUGCUGCCGGGGAUCUACGACGGCCUCUCCGCCGCCAUUAUUCAGGACACCGGAUUCUCCGCCGGCUUCAUCUCCGGCUACUCCGUCUCCGCCUCCUACCUCGGGAAGCCGGACAUUGGAUUGCUGACGCCGCCGGAGAUGGCCGCCGCUGCUCGAACUAUUUGCAGCGCUGCGCCGGAAAUCCCCAUUGUUGCCGACGCCGACACCGGCGGUGGCAACGCCCUUAACGUUCACAGGACCGUUAAGGAUUUGAUAGCUGCAGGUGCAGCUGGCUGUUUCUUGGAGGACCAAGCAUGGCCCAAGAAAUGUGGUCACAUGGGUGGAAAACAGGUCAUCCCUGCGGAAGAACACGCCGCGAAAAUCCGGGCAGCCCGCAACGCCAUCGGCGAUGCCGACUUCUUCCUAGUGGCCCGAACCGAUGCUCGGGGAACGUCCGAGAAACACGGCCUCGCGGACGCGAUCGCGCGCGCCAACCUUUACUAUGAUGCCGGAGCGGAUGCGUGCUUCGUCGAGGCCCCGCGUAACGAGGACGAGCUUAGGGAAAUCGCGCAGAAAACUAAAGGGUACCGCGUGUGCAACAUGAUCGAAGGCGGCGUGACGCCGCUGUACACGGCGGAGGAGUUUAAGGCAAUGGGUUUCCACUUGAUGGUCCAUUCGCUAACGUCGAUCUACGCAGCUGCGCGGGCGAUGAAGGAGUCGAUGAAAACACUUAAAGAGUAUGGAACUACAAGGGAUCAUUUACACAAGCUGGCUACAUUCAAAGAAUUCAAUCAGCUUGUCGGAAUCGAGUCGUGGGUCAACGUCGAAAAGCAGGCUACUGCCAAGAACUUCAAGCUCCACACUAACACCAACGGAUCGGCUUAGUGAUCUGCAACACGGCCGUGUUCGUUUGCAUACUAUUUAUUUAUAUAUGCUGAUGUUUGUUUGUUUAUAUUCUUGAUUUCGAUUUUAUGAGUUCUGAGAAAGUGUCUUCACCGUGAUUGGUGAAUAUGUAUUAUUGUCUAGAGUUGGUGUAUUCAGCAUUCAGUUACAUAUCCUUAUAUUUAACUUGUUUUCGUGUUUGUUUGUAACAAAGUAAGGAAUAAAAGGUGGGUACCUUUAAUCUUCUGUCA
This is a messenger RNA of Andrographis paniculata, 1348 nucleotides long. Its product is annotated as carboxyvinyl-carboxyphosphonate phosphorylmutase, chloroplastic-like. NCBI's taxonomy places the organism in Eukaryota, Viridiplantae, Streptophyta, Magnoliopsida, Lamiales, Acanthaceae. Gene Ontology annotation, molecular function: catalytic activity. The record is from RefSeq and is a predicted model, not a curated record. The coding region runs from base 126 to 1100 and encodes 324 amino acids. The transcript is spliced from 7 exons.